CCCAGUCAGACCUGCCCGACUAACCAGCUAGUAGUAAGCCAUGGUGUAGGCGCUCGUUAAUUUCGCGUUUUAUUUGAUUUCGUUGAAUUCUUAUUUCGCAAUUAGAAUAUUCGGUUCCAUGUGAAUCGACGUUCGCAAGCUGAAAGUCCACACGGGACUCUCGGCCGAGGGUACAAGCCGAGAUUCUCGCAAUUUUCGAGGGAGUGCAAGUAGUCGAGAGCGUAUUCGGGCAGCCUUCAACGUAAACAAAAAUGGAGGUGGAGGAGGAAGAGGCACGGAUUUGCAGACUUUGCGGACAGUGUGGCAGCAUUUAUAUUGAUGUCUUUGGAGAGGAAGGAACGAAGAGAUUAUUGGGACUGAAAAUACAUACGAAAAUCAACAUUCUGAUAGAUGAGAGGGAUGCUCUGCCCAAGGUGAUCUGUGUUCAGUGUCUGGGAAAACUCGAAUUCGUUUGCGACUUCCAAGAGGAGUGUCUUCGCACCCAGCAACUGUUACGCGAUCGGUACAAUCUGCCAACCUUAACAGAUGUUAUACAAGAAGAUGAUGGCCUCUCCCACGUUGUGUGCGUGCGAUGCAUGGGGACGUUGGAAUUUUUAUGUGACUUUCAUGAAAAGUGUCAUCUUACACAACGAGAACUAUUAUCAGCUAAAGAACGCCAAAACUUAGAAACCAAUUUUAAUGAAGACUGUGAUGUUGAUUCUGACAAGGAAAACAUUUUGCCAGCUAAAGUUCCUCAGAAACGAAAAGUCAUAAGGAUUGUUCAGUCUGAGAAAUCGAAAGUUCAAAAACUUAACAGCACAACCAAUGAAUCGCUCGUAAAUUUUACUGAGAACGAAAAUUCUAAUUGCGAUGAGAAAUUUGAACAGAAUAGGAACAGAUUGUCUGAAAGUGAUUCAGUGCAUUCUCAUGAAGAUCUAUCAUCGGAUUCGGAAGAGACUGAAAUGUGUCAAUCAAUUUCAAAAUCCACUGUACCUAAGAAAAAUUUACCUGAAGAAAAUGCAGAUUCAAAUUCUGUGCCAAGCUACACGAAAUUGGACGUUGUGGAAAAUUUGGGAACUUUAAAAAAGACUGAGGAAACUGUUAAGGAAAUAAUAGACGAUCAAAAUAAUGUUAGACAUAAUUCACAAAAUGUUGGAAAAUUCGUCGAUGAGAUUAUUUGUACAGAUACUCAGACUGAAAUAGCGUCUAAUAAGAAUAAUGAUCAAGAAAUUUCAAUAGUUAACCAAAAGAAAUUUACCUGUAUGGAAAACAAAAAAUUGCAUGAUUCCAAAGACAACAAUGAAAAUUCUUUAGAGACGAGAGAACGUGAGUUACAAAGUAAUCAGGAGCCUAUGAACUCUAAUAAUAAUCCAGUGAAUCACACAGAGAAUGAGUCUGAGUCCGGAACGAUCUUAACGGAUUCCACAAAAAGUAAAGCUGUGCCUGUUAUAGUUAAGCAAGAAAAAUAUGAAUAUGUACGGUUACCAAAUGAAGCAGCUUCGUGUUCAGCAGAAAAACCAAAGAUAAAUGGGACUAAUAAACCCACAAAUACAAGUCCUCCACCAGGUGACGAAGCUGAGGAUGACAUCGGUCAUCACAUUGCUACGUCAUCCAUAGCUUCCUCUAACUCUUCCCCAUCUGUCAGAGAAUCGUCCAUAGACAAUACAGAAGAAAAUCAUGAUUCCACUGAAAAUUUGAAUACGUUCAAAGAACACAGCAUGCAGAAGGACCACAUGACGCAAUUGAGGAAAUCUGUCAUAGAGAUGUUAAAAAAUACUAAAUCUCAGAGCUCUUCCAUCGAAGCCUCGGAUGAUCCUAAUGACAUAAAAAUGCGACGUCGGACAUCAAAUAGUCUGAAUUAUCCAUCGAGCUCCGAUGAUGCCUCUUUGAUUGAUAUUUCUACAGAGGGUACAAAGGAUUUUCGAGAAAGACGUAAAACGACUGAUGGAAAGUUUGGCAGGGUAUCAGAAUUGAUAAGCGAAGAACAAAAAGAAGUUAUAGAAACACUUUAUCAUGUUGACAUGACAGUUGUCGAUAAUGAAAAAGUUUACAAGAAUCUUACGGUGCUAGAUAGAAUCAGUAUACGGUGUAACAUUUGUAAUACGAUUUAUCCCAGAAUGGAUAAGUGUCAGGUGCACAUAUGGGGACAUCUCAAUAUGAAACCUUAUCGAUGCAGAGGUUGUGAAUUUGCUACUGUAACAGUUAGUAAUGUACGGUGUCAUAUAAGGAAGAGCCAUCUUAAAAUCAAACCUUUCGAGUGUCACCUUUGCGAAAAGAGAUAUGUCACUGCAGUAUUGCUAGAGGAACACUUGAACACUCAUACUGGAGCAAAACCUUAUAGCUGUAAACUCUGUGAUUUCUCUAGUUCCAGCAGACAAGUUUUGAGUUACCACAAAACUACGCAUAAGCCCUCCAAGGAUGUAACCUGCAAUAUCUGUGGCAAAGACUUUUACUCAAAAGGCAGAAUGCGAGCUCACAUGAGCAUUCAUACCAAGAAUAAAAACUUCAUGUGUAAAUUGUGCUCAACAUAUUUAUGCAAUGCAGAAGCGCUUGAAAGGCAUUGCCAGAAUGUACAUUCUCGGGAUUAUACUUGCAACAUCUGUGGCAAGAAAGUCAGAUCGAAAAAAGCUUUACAUACCCAUCAAAAUGUACACGCAGCUGCAAAGUAUAAAUGUUCAAUCUGCCCUAAUGUAUACAAAAGUAGUCACAUACUUAAGGAACAUCUUUUGAAACACGAGGGUAUCAGAAAGUAUAAAUGCAACAUCUGCGAGAAAUCUUUUGCCCAACAAUCUCACCUCGCAGCGCACAUGGCUGUUCACAGCGAAAAGAGGUAUUUUUGUCCAGGAUGUAGUCGACCUUUUAAUCGUCAUGACAAUAUGAAGAUGCACACAAAACGCUGCGAGGCUUUCCUUGCCAAUCCAGAACUGAAGAACUUGCUGGCUAAAAGGAUCCGAACAAGGUCUUUGGAGAGUACCUCUUCGAAUGGUGACUCUUCUCAGACUCUAAACGACAAUACGCUUAUUACAUUGAAGACUGAAACUAAUAAUGAUAAGACUGAUGUAGAUUUAAAUAAUUGUACAUCGAGAGAUGCCGAGAUAUCGGAUACCACCGAUAUCACAAAUAAUAAAAAUACUGAUGACGAUUUGUUGCAAUCCAAGGACAAUGAUAUCAUCAGGAUUGGAGAGGUUGAGAUCUUUCCAAUCGUGGAAAAAAAUGCCUUAAACGUUCGUACAAGUGGAUCAGUUACCAUUAUCGAGAAUGUACUAGGACCCGAAUGUUUUUAAUUAGUUAGUAAUAAGAUGCAAUCCUGUUUAUCCUUAAUUCUCGAGAUAACAUAAAAUUAAUAGAUCAUUGAGUGAUGUUGUUUUGAAUCACCAAUCAUUUCGUGUAUCUCGAGAGUUACGAUCUUUAUUUUUGAUAAACUGGAUUCUGUCGCAUUGGCCAUAAUUAAUAUUUAUAGUUCCCUAUUGAAUUGCUCAAUAUCUUUUUGUCUUUCCUUUUUUAAAGACAAUCACGCUUUUGGCGUUACUUAAUUCUAGAAUCUAAGUUUUAUCGAUCAAGUAAAAUUAAUUGUUUUAGUCUAGUGAAUUCGGAUUGGACGGUUUCUCAAGAAAAUGACAUUUUCCAUUAAUUUUUUUUACUACGCCAUUUUCUGCAUUCUUUCGAUUUGAGAAACAAGACAUAUCCUCAGAAAGACUAUAGUGUUUCACAGAGUAUUUUUGUAGAAGGAGAAAUACGUUGAUCAAUAUUUACGCUUACCUAAGAUUUCACAAUGAAACUAAGACUGAUCGAAUGUCAAAUUGUAACGCGAAGUUCCUAUAAAGUUGAUUGACAAAGAAAAA
This is a messenger RNA of Cephus cinctus (wheat stem sawfly), 3821 nucleotides long. Its product is annotated as zinc finger protein 567. Gene Ontology annotation, biological process: regulation of transcription by RNA polymerase II. Gene Ontology annotation, molecular function: DNA-binding transcription factor activity, RNA polymerase II-specific; RNA polymerase II transcription regulatory region sequence-specific DNA binding; zinc ion binding. The record is from RefSeq and is a predicted model, not a curated record. The coding region runs from base 252 to 3263 and encodes 1003 amino acids. The transcript has 7 exons. Lineage: Eukaryota; Metazoa; Arthropoda; Insecta; Hymenoptera; Cephidae. Gene Ontology annotation, cellular component: nucleus.